Molecule: messenger RNA, 1697 nt
Organism: Silurus meridionalis
Lineage: Eukaryota; Metazoa; Chordata; Actinopteri; Siluriformes; Siluridae
Gene: gdf11
Product: growth differentiation factor 11
Exons: 3
Coding region: 249-1523 (424 amino acids)
Biological process (GO): SMAD protein signal transduction
Cellular component (GO): extracellular region
Molecular function (GO): growth factor activity; cytokine activity
Source: RefSeq, a predicted model, not a curated record
UCAAUCCUGCAAUAUACCGGAGCGGAGAAAGAAUCCAUCCCUAUAUCUUUCUAUCAGUGUACGGGGAGCAAAUCAGAUCUAUCUUACUUGGGAUGCAUUAAGGCUCUUUUUGUAAUUUUUGGUUAUGGAACUCAAACUCAGGCAAAAGGACAUUUGAUUUAAACCAGUUGGACAAUUUUUGCCCUUUUGCAGUUGACAAACUUUGCAUCACGUUGCCAAGCGAGAAAGAAGGAUAAAGCACGCUCGGUAUGGCGCGCGCUAACUUUUGGCUGUGCUUGGCGGUGCUCGUGGCUCUGGAACUGUGCGGCAGCGACGAGCCCGAGCUGCUGUCGCGCCCAGCGGCGCCCUCUGAAGUGCCCGUGAUGCCCGUGAUGGCCGUGAUGCCCUCGGCCGUGUCUCUGCUCGAGGUGAUGCACGAGGAGGAAGUGCCGGAGGAGGAGGAGGAGGAGGCGGAGGAGGAGGAGGCGGCGGCGGCCGGCGCGCGACAGUGCUCGGCGUGCGCGUGGCGCGAGCAGAGCCGCGCGCUGCGCCUGGAGACCAUCAAGUCGCAGAUUCUGAGCAAGCUGCGACUCAAGCACGCGCCCAACAUCAGCCGCGCCGUGGCCGAGCAGCUGCUGCCCCGCGCGCCGCCGCUGCAGCGCCUCCUGGACCAGCACGACUUCCAGGGAGACGCGGCGGGAAUAGGAUCCGCGCGAGAGAUGGACGAGUUCACCGAGGCGGACGAGUAUCACGCCACCACCGAGUCGGUGAUCGCAAUGGCCUCGGAGCCGGAGCCAAUUGUCCAGGUGGAUGGAAAACCAAACUGCUGUUUCUUCAAGUUCAGUCCCAAGUUAAUGUUCACUAAAGUGCUGAAAGCCCAGCUGUGGGUUUAUCUGCGACCGCUGCAACAAACCUCUACUGUUUACCUGCAGAUCCUGCGUCUUAAACCUGUGACCGAUCAGGGCAGCCGCCACAUCCGCAUCCGCUCACUCAAGAUCGAACUCAAUUCACGUUCAGGCUACUGGCAGAGCAUUGACUUUAAACAUGUUCUGCAGAACUGGUUCAAGCAGCCACACACAAAUUGGGGCAUUGACAUAAAUGCCUUUGAUGAAAGUGGCAACGACCUUGCUGUGACCUCACUAAGGCCUGGAGAAGAAGGGCUGCAGCCGUUCCUGGAGGUGAAGGUUCUCGAGACGACAAAGCGUUCGCGUCGCAAUCUCGGCCUGGACUGCGAUGAGCACUCGACCGAAUCUCGCUGCUGCCGCUACCCACUCACAGUGGAUUUUGAGGCAUUUGGAUGGGAUUGGAUCAUUGCUCCUAAACGCUACAAGGCUAACUACUGUUCAGGCCAGUGUGAGUACAUGUUCAUGCAGAAGUACCCACACACCCAUUUGGUGCAGCAUGCUAAUCCCAGAGGCUCAGCCGGACCCUGCUGUACACCCACCAAAAUGUCCCCCAUAAAUAUGCUUUAUUUCAACGACAAACAGCAGAUCAUCCACGGAAAGAUUCCCGGCAUGGUGGUGGAUCGCUGCGGCUGCUCUUAGACACAAACGGUGGCUCAUUUUGUCUGCUCAUGACUGUUCAAGUGUCUCCUGGUUUGCUUUCUUCCUACGUCCUGGAAAAGCGACACAAAGAUCAAGGAGGUCAAACUUAACUUGUUACUGUAGUCAGCUAAUAACAGAAUAAUUCAUGGUUAAAAAAAAAAAAAAACCUGAAGC